UCGCGAGCACGAGUGGAUGGUCUCGCAGUCGCGAAUCCUGUGCCGGAGUAUUAUUUGAAGUUGGGUUCUGAAUUCUCACGGCGUGAUUCAUUUCCUUGUUUUUGAUGCAGAGUUUUUCGGGGGGGGGGGGGGUGAGGUAGAGAAUGUGACGAUUAGCUGGCGCGAGUUUGAAGUAUAGAAUUGAGCAUGGGGUGGACAUGGACCUCUCGGUUUACCGCCGUUUUGAUCGUGGUGGCGGCGGUGGUGGUCAAUAUUGAUGCGGAAGCUGCUCCUUAUGUUCGGCCACCAGCUCGGAAGGCGCUCUCCUUCUGGGGUGGCGUGAAGAGAAAAUCCACAGUUCAACAGGUGCAUGUGUCAUUAGCAGGACCCAAGCACAUGAGAGUCUCAUGGAUGAGUACUGUGUAUCAAAACAAGCCACCAGUCGUUCAGUAUGGAUUAAAUUCAAGGAAUUAUACUUUCACGGCUAUUGGGAAGUCGUUUGGCAGCUACUCGUUUCUACUCUACGAAUCUGGUAUUAUGAAUCAUGUUGUCAUUGGUCCUCUGGAAGACAGCACCUCUUACUACUACAAAUGUGGAGUUGGUCUUGAAGAAUACAAAUUUAAGACCCCUCCAGGUGUCGGCCCGUCUGUUCCUGUCAAAUUUGCAGUUGUUGGGGAUUUGGGUCAGACUGGAUGGACAGAAUCUACUCUAGCGCACAUCGGUGUUUCCAACUAUGAUGUUCUGCUUUUUGCUGGAGACUUAGCAUAUGCGGACUAUUACCAGCCUUAUUGGGACUCAUUUGGCGAGCUUGUUGAACCGUACGCCAAUGCUAGACCUUGGAUGGUAACAAGUGGAAACCACGACAUUGAGUAUAUUCCACUUUUCGUUGAAUCAUACCGCUCUUACAAUUUGAGGUGGCAAAUGCCUUACAUGGAAAGCGGCUCCGAUUCCAACUUGUAUUAUUCCUUUGAAGUUGCGGGGGCGCAUGUUCUUAUGCUUGCUGCAUACGCGGAUUACAGUAAAGGCUCUGUCCAAUACAAGUGGUUGCAGUCAGACCUGGAUAAAGUGGACAGGAGCAGGACACCAUGGCUUAUUGCGGUACUACAUACUCCAUGGUAUAACACAAACCAUGCUCAUCAGGGCGAUGGAGAUGGCAUGAAGAAGGCAAUGGAAUUAAUGCUCUAUGAGGCCCGUGUAGACAUCCUUGUUACUGGGCAUGUGCAUGCAUAUGAGCGCACGACACGAGUCUAUGCAAACAAAGUCGAUCCCUGUGGUAUUAUGCACAUCACCGUGGGCGAUGGAGGCAACCGGGAAGGUCUUGCUAGAAGGUUUCGUGAUAAUCCACCAGAGUGGUCCGCAUUCCGAGAGGCAAGUUUUGGUCAUGCGGAGCUUGAAAUUGUGAAUGCAACUCAUGCCCACUGGACUUGGCGCCGGAAUGACGAUGACGACUCUGUUAUGGCUGACGAAUUGUGGAUAACGACCCUGAGUGCCGGGCUUUCAAACUGUGUUCCAGUGAAACCAAGUGUAGAAAGAUCUUUUAAAUCCGAAUCUUUUCGUGUAGGGAAGGGCAUAUACUAGAUCAGUCGAUAGCUUAGUUUUGUAUCAAUGUACCAUCAACCUGUUCACAUCCGAUUAAAAAUCAUGACCUUUGCUUGUGUUUUAAACUC
This is a messenger RNA of Physcomitrium patens, 1646 nucleotides long. Its product is annotated as purple acid phosphatase 18. NCBI's taxonomy places the organism in Eukaryota, Viridiplantae, Streptophyta, Bryopsida, Funariales, Funariaceae. Gene Ontology annotation, molecular function: acid phosphatase activity; metal ion binding. The record is from RefSeq and is a predicted model, not a curated record.